Dama dama (fallow deer) is the source of this 495-nucleotide messenger RNA. RefSeq names its product family with sequence similarity 163 member B (gene FAM163B). The record is from RefSeq and is a predicted model, not a curated record. The transcript has 2 exons. Bases 1 to 495 code for a protein of 164 amino acids. Lineage: Eukaryota; Metazoa; Chordata; Mammalia; Artiodactyla; Cervidae.
AUGACAGCCGGGACAGUGGUCAUCACCGGGGGCAUCUUGGCGACUGUGAUUCUGCUCUGCAUCAUCGCGGUUCUGUGCUACUGCCGGCUCCAGUACUACUGCUGCAAGAAGGACGAGCCGGAGGAGGACGAAGAGGAGCCGGACUUCGCGGUGCACGCACACCUGCCUCCGCUGCACCCCACCCGCAGCCUGGUGCUCAGCAACGGGCCAGCGCUCUACCCGGCCGCCUCCACCUCCUUCAGCCAGAGGUCCCCGCAGGCCCGCGCCCUCUGCCGCAGCUGCUCCCGCUCCGAGCCGCCCGCCUUCUUCCUGCAGGAGCCGGAGGACGAGGGCGUCAGCAACGGGGGGGAGCGCGUGGCCUACAGGAGCAUCAGCCAGGAGGACGUGGGGCCGCCGCCCGGGGCCUUCGGGGGGCUGCAGGCGCUCAACCCCAACCGCCUGUCGGCCAUGCGGGAGGCCUUCUCCCGCAGCCGCAGCGUCAGCACCGACGUCUGA